Messenger RNA from Eurypyga helias (sunbittern), 1398 nucleotides. RefSeq names its product caspase-8-like. Lineage: Eukaryota; Metazoa; Chordata; Aves; Eurypygiformes; Eurypygidae. Gene Ontology annotation, biological process: apoptotic process; regulation of apoptotic process; proteolysis. The transcript is spliced from 7 exons. Gene Ontology annotation, molecular function: protein binding; cysteine-type endopeptidase activity. The record is from RefSeq and is a predicted model, not a curated record. Bases 1 to 1398 code for a protein of 465 amino acids.
AUGAGUACAGACUUCCACAAACUCCUUUUUGACAUUUCCGAGGCUUUGGUCACAGAUGAACUGGAAGCUCUGAAGUUCCUCAGCCUGGAGCACAUCCCCAUGAGGAAGCUGGAAGCCAUCGAGGAGCCCAAGGCCUUCUUAGACGUGCUGCAGGAGAGAGACUUGAUCGGGGCGGGGAACCUGUUCUUCCUGAAGGAGCUGCUCUACCGGAUCAACCGCAUGGACCUCCUGGCUGCCCAGCUGCGCUCCAGCCCGGAGGAGGUGGAGAAGGAGCUUCGGAUCCCGGGCAGGGCAAAGGUGUCAGCCUACAGACAGCUACUAUAUGGAAUUGCAGAGGACUUGAUUCCAGAAGAUGUCAAGAAUGUGAAGUUCCUGCUGCAAAAGAAAAUACCAAAGAACAAGCUCCAGAGUGGUGCUUCAAUGUUGAAGGUCUUCCUGGAAAUGGAAAGGAACGUCAUAAUUAAAGAAGAUGACCUGUCGGUGCUGAAAGGUGUAUUAAAGGGAUUUAGAGCUGACUUAAAGAAAAGAAUUGAUACCUAUGAAGAAAAAAUAAAAGAAAAUGAUUCUAAGGCAAUACUCCACUAUCCAGUGCCUGUGUCUGUGAAUGCAGAAGAAGAAGGAGCAGAGGGGGAGACAUCACACUGGCCUGUGGAAUCAUAUAAGAUGAAAAAUAACCCCCAUGGCUACUGUGUGAUUCUUAACAACUACAUGUUCAAAAAUCCGUAUGAAGCCAGAGAAGGAACAGAGAAAGACGGGGAGGCUGUGAAGGAGGUCUUUAGCUGGCUUCAGUUUGAGACAGUUGAGCACAUGGAUCUGGAAGCAUAUGAAAUGUAUGCAAAAGUUAAAGAAUACAGCAAAAAAGAUCAUAGUAACAUGGACUGUUUUGUUUGCUUCAUUUUUUCCCAUGGUGAAGAAAACAAAAUAAAAGGUGUUGAUCAUGAGUUUAUAAAUAUUAAAGAUUUACUCUCCUGCUUCAGUGGAUCCAACUGUCCUUCUCUUGCUGGCAAGCCCAAGCUGUUUUUCAUCCAGGCUUGCCAAGGCUUUGCAGUUCAUCCAGCUGUCACAGUAAAAGAAGAUGCAUCUGGCCAUUUUGAGGCAGAUGCUACCCCUCUGCACUCCAUUCCUGAUCUGGCUGAUACUCUGGUUGGCAUGGCCACAGUGGAAGGCUACGAGUGCUACCGCUGCAGGGAGACUGGCAGUGUUUACAUUCAGUGCCUCUGUGAGAAGAUGAAGUUGCUUUGCCCCCUCCGCGAGGAUCUCGUAACCAUCCUGACAGAAGUGAACAAGGAAGUGGGAGGAAGAGUAUUAAAUGAAGGGAAGCAGAUGCCAGAGAUAAUAUCAACCCUACGGAAGCGAUUGAUCUUCCCAAUUCCACAACCUCCUUCAGCUGAAAAGUAG